Molecule: messenger RNA, 1145 nt
Organism: Xenopus laevis (African clawed frog)
Lineage: Eukaryota; Metazoa; Chordata; Amphibia; Anura; Pipidae
Gene: grpel2.L
Product: GrpE like 2, mitochondrial L homeolog
Biological process (GO): protein folding; protein import into mitochondrial matrix
Cellular component (GO): PAM complex, Tim23 associated import motor
Molecular function (GO): adenyl-nucleotide exchange factor activity; protein-folding chaperone binding; protein homodimerization activity
Source: RefSeq, marked provisional
AGGCUGUGUGAGCGAGAAGAGCAAGACGCGAUGAAUAUGGCUGGGUGUAGGAUGAGAGCUGUAGCCGAACAACUGGGGGCUUUAUGGGCUCGGAGCAGCAAACGCGGCGGGUGUUCCGUGUGUGCAUACAGUACUGCUGCUCAGCAGAGAAGUGCUGGAGACCAGACUACCGUUGAUGAUAGCACAAUGGACAACCAGCAAUCGUAUGCUGUGCGGGCUCUAGAAAAGAAAGCACUCAAACUGGAGGAGGAAGUUCGGGAUUUAUCUGAGCGCUACAAGAGAGCUCUGGCUGACUCUGAAAAUGUCAGGAAAAGGACCCAGAAGUUUGUCGAGGAUGCAAAACUAUUUGGCAUCCAAAGCUUUUGCCGUGACCUGGUGGAGGUGGCUGACAUCAUUGAGCAGGCAGUGGAGAAGGCCACAAAAGAAGGAAUAAGGGAUAUGUCCGUAGUUUUGUCCCAGCUGGAUGGGAAACUCCAAGGUGUGUUCAUUAAGCAUGGACUUCAGAAAAUGACCCCACUGGGAGGCGAAUAUGACCCAUACGACCAUGAAAUAGUUUGCCACGUGCCUGCCGAAGGGAAGAAGCCGGGCAGCAUUGCAACCAUUUCAUUGGAUGGCUACAAACUCCAUGGCCGUACCAUUCGACAUGCACAUGUUGGAAUAGCAGUGGAGACCCAUGAAUGACAGAUGAUUUGACUGCCAACAAACACCACCUGUGUUAGCCUAAAAGACUCCUUUAUUUAUUGAAUGAUUUUCAAAUGUAUGUACGUUUUGUGGGCUCUCUUAACCUAAAUGCUAAGGUUAUUGCCCAGGGCUGCCUUAUUUCAUCCAGAAAAGAAAGAUCAGUGUUGCUAGUGCUUGGUGUACAAGACUGAAACUGGGUGUGCUUUUAGGUUACAGAGAAUACAAAUGUUUUUGUUCUCUUUAUAUGUUGUCUGUGUUAAAAGUAUUUAUUGUUUUCUUACUCUGAAAAGCUGGUGCAGCAAAUAAUAGGCUGCCUGUUUAAUAUAUAUUUGUAAAUAGUUCUAUAAUUACAGACUGUACAUGAAGCAUAGGUUAGACUAUAUUGCAAUAUUUCCAAAUCUUUAUAUAAUGGUUCUUAUAACUUUUGCAGAAAUUGAUAUAUUAAAAUCACAUUUUCUUCUUUA